AUGUUAACUGAAGAACAACAGAAAUGUGAAGAAUAUUUCAAUAGUACAACACGUAGAGUACCUGAUGGGCGUUACGUGGUCCGAUUACCUUUUCGCGAAGCUGAUCCUGCGUGUAAAUAUGGUAGAUCUAGGGAGAUAGCUGAAAAUAGUUUAAAAUCGUUAGAAAGAAAGUUACACAAAAAUAAAGAAAUGAAGAAAAGAUAUACAGAUGUUAUAAAAGAGUACUUACAUUUAGGUCACAUGAUUCCUGUUCCAGAGAAUGAUGAUAAGCAGUCUGAAUCUGUUUACCUUCCCCAUCAUGCGGUCAUACGAGAGGACAAGUCUACCACAAAGGUGAGAGUCGUUUUUGAUGCGUCGUGUAAGGGUAUAAAUGGCGUAUCAUUGAACGACACAUUACUGAUUGGUCCACAGUUACAACCUGAAUUGCGACAUCUAAUUAUACAAUGGAGAAUACAUCCUAUUUGCUUAGUGGCCGAUAUUAUAAAAAUGUAUCGCCAAGUGCGAGUCCAUGAUGAUGAUACAGUGUUUCAGCGAAUACUAUGGAGAGAUAAUCCGGAAGAUUCGGUGCAGGAAUACCAGCUCCUCACUGUCACAUUUGGAACAGCUUCAGCCCCAUAUUUAGCAGUCAAGGCACUGCAGCAGGUGGCACUUGAUGAAGGAGAUAAAUAUCCAGAAGCAGCAAAAAAGAUCCUUGAAGACUUUUAUAUGGAUGACCUUAUGAAAUAAACAUGUUGCUCAACAAAGGUGGAUUCAAAUUGCAGAAAUGGAAUAGUAAUGAUGAAAGGAUAAUAAAAGAAAUUAAUUUAGAAAAUAAAGAACAAGAUUUAGAACAAAAUUUGGAAAUUAAACUAGACUCUAUAGUG
Trichoplusia ni (cabbage looper) is the source of this 863-nucleotide messenger RNA. RefSeq lists its product as uncharacterized. Lineage: Eukaryota; Metazoa; Arthropoda; Insecta; Lepidoptera; Noctuidae. The record is from RefSeq and is a predicted model, not a curated record. Bases 1 to 726 code for a protein of 241 amino acids. The transcript has a single exon.